GUCAUCCAAGACAGCAUUCCAUUCCUCUAUAAUACCAUUAGUGCUUGCGUCCAUUCGUUGCACCAUCUGGCUCACAACAAGUGUUCGACAUGUCGCUAGUCGGCAACUUUGCGUUUAACAAUUUCGAUCGCACUGCGGAGACAAGUGGCGUUGGCUCUACGGGUACCGCUUUCCAGCAACGCGCUCCAGCAACAAAUGAAGAUCCAGUCGGUGCGGAGCAUGCCCAGGACCGUGGUAUCCUUUCGCGAACGAUCAGCCGGACACGGUCCUACGUCGGCUCUCCCGACAGUCGAAGACCACAAAGGCGACAGUCAGUAGCUGAAAGGUUCGACCAUGAUGUCGAGAAGGAUGGCCUCGAGGGAAUCGAGACUCCGGAGACGAAAGCAGCCUCCGAUGAAGAAGAACAAGCUCGCAGAGAUUUCGAGGUCAACGAGCUAGCCAAGUCACUCACGAGGCAUUCUACUUUGUCGAUUGUUCCGGGGAACCCAUUCGAGGCCGAGAAGGACUCGGCGCUUGAUCCAAGCUCGUCAAAUUUCAGAGCUCGAUCAUGGGUCAAAUCGAUGAUGCAGCUCCGCAAUGCCGACAAUAAGAACCCAGGUCGCUUAGGAGGUGUCGCCUUUCGGAAUCUGAGCGCUCACGGCUAUGGUGCGGCGACCGACUAUCAGAAAGACGUUGGCAACGUCUGGCUUGACACCUUUGCUUUGGUAAAGAAGGCGGUCGGUCUUGGCAAGCCGAGGCGGAUCGAUAUCUUGCGUAAUUUCGAAGGCCUAGUGGAGUCUGGCGAUAUGCUCGUUGUGCUCGGACCUCCUGGUUCCGGCUGCUCUACGUUCCUCAAGACCAUCACCGGCGAAACACAUGGCUUCGUCGUGGACGAAGACUCUUACGUGAACUACCAGGGGAUACCACCAAAGGAGAUGCACAAGUACUUCCGUGGUGAAGCAAUCUAUACUGCGGAGGUAGAUGUGCACUUCCCAAUGCUAAGCGUUGGUGAUACCCUCACGUUCGCAGCACAGGCGCGAGCACCUCGUCAUGCCCCUGGCGGUGUCAGCCGAAAGGUUUGGGCGCAACAUCUGCGGGAUGUGGUCAUGGCAACUUUUGGCAUCAGUCACACAAUCAACACACGCGUCGGUAACGACUUUGUCCGCGGCGUAAGUGGUGGGGAGCGAAAGCGUGUCUCGAUCGCCGAAGCGGCCUUGAGUGGCGCACCCCUGCAAGCGUGGGACAACAGCACGAGAGGAUUGGACAGCGCAAACGCUAUCGAGUUCUGCAAGACUGUGAGAAUUAGCACAGAGCUGGCUGGCAGCGCAGCAUGUGUUGCCAUUUAUCAAGCUCCGCAAGCCGCCUACGACAUCUUCAACAAGGCCAUCGUCCUGUAUGAAGGCAGGCAGAUCUACUUCGGUGACAGCCGCGAGGCGAGCCAUUACUUCGAGAGGCUCGGCUUCCACAAACCUGCGCGUCAGACUAGCGCAGACUUCUUGACCUCCAUGACGUCUGCCCAAGAGCGUGUCGUGAAAGAAGGUUGGGAAAGCCGCGUCCCACGAACGCCAGAUGAGUUUGCUGCAGCCUGGAAAAACAGCCCCGAGCGUAAGCAGCUGCUGGUUGACAUUGAGAGAUACGAACAGCAGUAUCCAUACCAUGGCGAGCAGUACCAGCAAUUUGCCGAUAGCCGGCGAGCGCAGCAAGCAAAGGCUCAACGCUUGAAGUCACCCUACACCUUGAGCUAUUCACAGCAAGUCCAGCUCUGUCUCUGGCGAGGCUUCCGGCGGCUGGUUGGCGAUCCUACUCUCACUUUCACGCAACUGUUCGGCAACUUCGCAAUGGCGCUGGUUCUCGGCUCAGUCUUCUACAACCUCCAACUUACAACAAUCUCUUUCUUCCAACGUGGCGCCGUACUGUUCUUCGCAGUAUUGAUGAACGCCUUUGGUGCCGCCUUGGAGAUCCUAACCUUAUACGCUCAACGACCCAUUGUUGAAAAGCAUAGCCGAUACGCUCUAUACCAUCCUUCGGCCGAAGCAGUAGCCUCGAUGCUGACGGACAUGCCAUACAAAAUCGUCAAUGCGAUCAUCUUCAACCUCACUCUUUACUUCAUGGCUAACCUGAAACGGGAACCUGGAGCGUUCUUCUUCUUCUUGUUCAUCAACUUCAUACUCACACUCACCAUGAGCAUGCUCUUCCGUUGCAUUGCGAGCUUGUCAAGGACACUGUCACAAGCUAUGGCACCCGCGGCUAUCUUGAUCCUGGGUAUUGUGAUCUUUACCGGUUUCGCCAUCCCAGUCAAUUAUAUGCUGUCAUGGUGUCGUUGGAUCAACUGGAUCGAUCCCGUUGCUUACGGCUUCGAGUCGCUCAUGAUCAACGAGUUUUCCGGGCGAUCCUAUCAAUGUUCGCAGUUCGUGCCGUCGUACGGAAGUCUGGCGCUGCAACAACAAGUGUGCUCUGCAGUUGGCUCACAACCUGGCCUAACAGCCGUCAGUGGCGAUGCUUACAUCAACUCUGCCUACCAAUACUACGCCUCACAUAAAUGGCGGAAUGUUGGUAUCAUCUUCGCCUUCAUCAUAUUCUUGUGCGGCGUUUACCUCGCCGCAACCGAGCUCAUCAGCGCGAAGAAAUCGAAGGGUGAGGUGCUGGUGUUCCGACGUGGGCAUACACCAGCCUCCCUGAAAGAGAAGAAAGACGACGUGGAGUCAUCGGAUGAUGGGACAGCUGGAGCUCCCUUGGCCAAGAAGGAGAGCUAUGUCGAGGCUUCGGACAUUAUUCAGAAACAGACGGCGAUUUUCAGCUGGAAGAAUGUGUGCUACGACAUCAAGAUCAAGAGCGAGACCCGCCGCAUUCUCGACCAUGUCGACGGAUGGGUAAAGCCGGGUACCCUGACCGCUUUGAUGGGUGUCUCCGGCGCGGGCAAGACCACCUUGCUCGAUGUACUCGCUACCCGCGUCACGAUGGGAGUUAUCAGUGGCGAUAUGCUCGUCGAUGGCCGUCAGCGCGACUCUUCCUUUCAACGCAAGACUGGCUACGUCCAGCAGCAGGACCUGCAUCUCCAGACUACAACAGUAAGGGAGGCUCUCAACUUCAGCGCCUUACUUCGCCAACCGGCUCAUGUGUCUCGCAAGGACAAGCUUGCCUAUGUGGACGAAGUCAUCAAGCUCCUUGACAUGGACGAGUACGCUGACGCUGUCGUCGGCGUGCCCGGUGAAGGCCUCAACGUCGAACAGCGUAAGCGUCUUACCAUCGGUGUGGAGCUUGCCGCAAAGCCGGAGCUGUUACUCUUCCUUGAUGAGCCGACCUCCGGGCUUGACUCGCAGACAUCAUGGGCCAUUUGCGAUUUGAUGGAGAAGCUGAAGAACUCCGGCCAGGCCAUCCUGUGUACCAUUCAUCAGCCGUCAGCCAUGCUUUUCCAACGUUUCGACCGACUACUGUUCCUCGCUAGAGGCGGCAGGACUGUGUACUUUGGCGGCAUCGGCGAGAACUCCCGCAUCCUGGCCAGCUACUUCGAGCGCAACGGCGCACACAAGUGUCCAGACGAUGCCAACCCGGCCGAGUGGAUGCUCGAAGUGAUAGGUGCUGCUCCCGGAACUCAUACAGACAUCGACUGGCACCAGACCUGGAGGGACAGCAAGGAGUACCAAGAAGUCCACGCCGAACUAGGCCGUCUUGAGCACGAACGUCCGAAGGAAGCACCCCCUAGGACAUCCACGGAGGACAAAGCGUCGUAUCGCGAGUUCGCCGCACCGUUUGGACUCCAGUUCUGGGAGGUUACCCAGCGCGUAUUCCAGCAGUAUUGGCGCACACCAUCCUACAUCUAUUCGAAGACGGCGCUGUGCCUUUUCUCGUCGCUCUUCAUCGGCUUCGUCUUCUACAACGCCCCCCUCACCCAGCAAGGCCUGCAAAACCAAAUGUUCAGCAUCUUCAUGCUGUUCACCAUCUUCGGCCAAUUGGUACAGCAGAUCAUGCCGCACUUCGUUACGCAAAGGGCGCUUUACGAAGUCCGCGAGCGACCCAGCAAGACAUAUUCCUGGAAGGCCUUCAUGUUCUCAAACAUCCUCGUCGAGCUGCCAUGGAACACGCUGAUGGCCAUCAUCAUCUUUUUCUGCUUCUAUUACCCGAUUGGACUGUACAAAAAUGCCAUUCCCACCGGAGAGGUCCAUCUCCGAGGCAUUCAGUUCUUCCUUCUCGUGUGGCAGUUCCUGUUGUUCACCAGCACCUUCUCAACCUUCAUCAUCGCCGGCAUGGCUGACGCGGAGACUGGGGGCAACAUUGCCAACCUGAUGUUCUCGCUCUGCCUCAUCUUCUGUGGUGUUCUCGCCUCACCGCAGGAUCUUCCCGGCUUUUGGAUUUUCAUGUACCGAGUCUCUCCCUUCACGUACUUGGUGGAAGGUAUGCUCUCCACCGGCGUCGCCAAUCAACAAGUCACCUGCGCCAGCAACGAAUACCUCACCUUCAGCCCACCGUCCGGUCAGACCUGCCAGGCAUACAUGCAAAGCUACAUCUCACAAGUCGGAGGUUACCUCGAGGAUCCGAACGCGACGUCGACCUGUCACUACUGUACCUACUCGAGCACGAAUGUGUUCUUGACCGGUGUGAGCGCCCGGUACUCGCACGCUUGGCGGGAUUUCGGAAUAUUGUGGGUGUUUAUUGUGUUCAACGUGUUUGCGGCUGUUGGGAUCUACUGGCUUGCGAGGGUGCCGAAGAAGGCGAAGAAGGCUAAGAAAGAGUAAUUGGGAUGGGUAACGGGUAUCGCGGCGUGGCUUGUAUAUGGGUACAUGUAUUUGGUCA
This is a messenger RNA of Baudoinia panamericana UAMH 10762, 4770 nucleotides long. RefSeq lists its product as uncharacterized. Gene Ontology annotation, biological process: transmembrane transport. NCBI's taxonomy places the organism in Eukaryota, Fungi, Ascomycota, Dothideomycetes, Mycosphaerellales, Teratosphaeriaceae. Bases 90 to 4712 code for a protein of 1540 amino acids. Gene Ontology annotation, molecular function: ATP hydrolysis activity; ATP binding; ABC-type transporter activity. The transcript is spliced from 3 exons. The record is from RefSeq and is a predicted model, not a curated record. Gene Ontology annotation, cellular component: membrane.